Messenger RNA from Schistosoma turkestanicum, 561 nucleotides. The record is from the annotation of a GenBank genome assembly. Lineage: Eukaryota; Metazoa; Platyhelminthes; Trematoda; Strigeidida; Schistosomatidae.
AUGCAAAAGCGAUCUAGAAGUGCCAAGAAGCAUGUUCCUAUAUCCAGUACAAAUGCAUUGAGCCCAAUAUCUUCUUGCCAAAGCUCAUCAACAGGUGAGAGGAAAUUUAUUACUCCUAAUAAUAACGGUUAUUCGUGUAGAAUGCAAAAAGAAACUGUAUCUGAUAUCACUGUCCUCUCACGCAGAAAUUGGACCAAUUUGUGUGGCCCAAGCUUGCAGCACACAACACAGAAUCCUCGUACAACAUGUGGUAAUUGUCUUCGUCUGUUAGGACAAUUGAAAUGUAAAGUUGCUUUCCGAGAUUCAUCGUUUGCUGGGGUAUGCUAUAUAACGCCAGCUGAUCUAAAUUUACUUGUUUUAGAUUUGUUCGAUCAGCCUAAAUUGGCUGAUGUCCAGUUAAAUAAAAUAUGCCACUUGGUAUCACAACCCCAUGACCCCCAAGCAUAUACGAACAAGCUGAUGAUAGAGUUUUUAAUCAUUGUCGAACCUCGAUUAGAUCGGCGCACUGCUAUGAAAGCAACACUUCGUUUGAAACACGGGGCAAAGCCUGCUUUUCGUUGA